Corylus avellana is the source of this 1556-nucleotide messenger RNA. RefSeq names its product Reticulon family protein. The record is from RefSeq and is a predicted model, not a curated record. Lineage: Eukaryota; Viridiplantae; Streptophyta; Magnoliopsida; Fagales; Betulaceae. Gene Ontology annotation, biological process: response to bacterium.
GAAUAAAAUGUCUUUAUAUUCAAAUCUCUCUGUUCGUGUGGGUUGUGAAUAUUUGAAUAUUCUAGAAAUUGAACUAACAAAUACUACGAUAUCAAUAUCCCUAUAAUUAGUUUUUGUAUAUUUUGGAAGAAAAACCAAAGAAGAAGGCAAGAAAAGCUAGAAAAGCAUUUGAGUGGCAUGAUGCUUUUAGGCUGGAAUCUGAGACCGCCAACCCCACCUGUUAACAGUCAUCUAUGUAUAUCCUAUAUUCAUAGUCGUAGGGCUCUGAUAUAUAUAUAUAUACAGUGAAGGUGGGAUAGAAGGCUAAGAGGACCCAUUGCUUUGCUUUUUCCUCAAGAUCAUCACAAAGCUAGCUGUUUUUCCUUUUUGGGUUCUUAAGAUCUCAGCUGGAUUCAAGUUUCUAUUUUCAGUUCCUUUUCAAAUGGGCUCAUCGGAUCGUUUGUUUAACAGGCAAAGAAGUGUCCAUGAGAUUCUUGGAGGAGGUCUUGUUGCAGAUGUGAUACUAUGGAAGCGGAAGAAUGUGACAGUGAGAAUAUUACUAGUAACUCUUGCUGUUUGGCUGGUGUUUGAGAGAUCUGGUUAUACCCUGUUGUCGCUUGUCUCAAGUGUUUUCUUGCUUCUCGCUGCUAUUCUCUUUCUUUGGGCCAAAUCCGCGGCGAUUCUCAACAGACCUGCUCCACCUCUACCAGAAUUGCACCUGUCGGAAGAAAUGGUAAAUGAAGCGGCAACUUUCAUCCGCCUGCGUGUCAAUACGUUGCUCUCAGUAUCCCAUGAUAUUGCCCUGGGCAAGGAUUCAAGGUUGUUCUUCAAAGUAGCUGCAUAUCUGUGGCUGAUUUAUUUUCUUGGCGGCUUGACUGAUUUCAUUACCUUGGGCUACACCUGCUUUGUAGUCAUUCUUACAAUUCCAGCACUCUAUGAUAGGUUUGAAGAUCAUAUAGAUAAAUGUGUCAUUGGGGCAUACAAGAAAUUGCAGCUGUUAUAUGUGAAAUUAGAUGGGGAGUAUAUCAGCAGACUCCAGAAAUGGAUUUUGGAGCAGAAAAAGUUGAGCUGAUUCUUUUCUUUUCCCUCAACUUUUUUUUUCUUUUCUUUCUACAACAUUUUCCUUUCUUCUUUGUUCUGGAUUUUUUUUUUCCUUUUCACUGCUGGGUCAUGGGAGUGCUACGGGUGUGAUAGGGGGUGUUGGGGGAUUGUAAAUUUUUGUUCUUUUUUUUUUUUUUUUUUUUUUUCUCAAAAUGAUUUCUUCCCUUGCAUGUUUAUUUUCAUGGUAGAGCUUUUAGAUUCUGACUAAAGAAUUGAUGAGAAACAUUGAGAACUAUUUUGAUACAAGUUGUAUAAUCUUAUCUUGAGGAACAUUUUACACAACCACUGCCAUCGUGUUUGAACUUCAUGUUAAUGUUAUUUCCAAUUAAGGAUAGGGCUGUGGUGUAUCUUCAAAGAAUUGUUUCUGCUCCUUUGAGAUGAUGCAAUGCAAAUAUGGAAUUAGCUUCUAAAAGAGUAGGCAUACAAAUUAUACAAUACAUUAUUGUGCAUAAAUGGAGAUAAAAAUAAAAAAUAAA